This is a messenger RNA of Dreissena polymorpha, 3559 nucleotides long. Its product is annotated as thyrotropin-releasing hormone-degrading ectoenzyme-like. Bases 44 to 3007 code for a protein of 987 amino acids. Lineage: Eukaryota; Metazoa; Mollusca; Bivalvia; Myida; Dreissenidae. The transcript is spliced from 23 exons. The record is from RefSeq and is a predicted model, not a curated record. Gene Ontology annotation, cellular component: cytoplasm. Gene Ontology annotation, molecular function: metalloaminopeptidase activity; zinc ion binding; peptide binding. Gene Ontology annotation, biological process: proteolysis; peptide catabolic process.
ACGCAAUCGUUAUUCUUUCUCACAAUAUUAAAUCUACAAGAAGAUGCAGAAGCUGUUUUCUUUGAUUUGUCUUUAUCUUUCAAUAGGACUAUCGCAAGCUAAAGCACGGAGCGAUUAUGACGCCGUUGCUAAGGAAUGCACGACUUCCCUUAGCGACUUCCCUGACAUCCGGCUACCAGGGGCACUGCGACCAGAGCGAUACCACCUUGACAUAGUACCAAGCACCAACGGUCCACCCUAUAUUUUUCACUGUACAACGACGAUAAUACUCAUCUGCAACGAACCGACGGAAUACAUUCGUCUACACUCGCUAAAUCAACUAUUCCUGUCCAUACGUCUCGAGCUUCUUCCGGACGAUUACAUCUUCACAAACAACUGGACCCACGCGUACCAGCACGAGACCGAUAUCUCAAAUCAUACCAGCCCCUUCUACAAUUUUGAUACAUUUUACGAAUUUGUAAAGGGACGUUUUGUAGGUACUCAAAAUAGCGAAGUUGAUCAGUUUUUGGCCGGAAAUUCCACCAUUUUUGAAGAAUUGAAUAAACCCAACGAACAAAAUGAACCGAACGGAAAGGCGAGUAAAACCGAAAGAGAAAUUUCUGGAUAUAGCAUUAUAUCCUGCAGUCAAACGCCGCACGAAAUGAUAGAAAUGCAGGUGAACAAGCCUCUUACCACCGGGCGUGUUUAUAAAUUGGAAUUGAAGACCAUGAGCAUAAUAACAAGCGAUUCAAUCGGACUGUAUCAUGCUGCGUUUACAGACAAAGUAACUGGGGCAGAGUCUGACGUGUUGACGACGAUGUUCGAGCCGACACGUGCGCGGUACGUGUUCCCGUGCUUUGAUGAGCCGGACUUCAAGGCGGUGUUCACAGCGACGAUCACACGCGCAGAAAACAAGAUCAGCAUUAUGAACCUGCCCAGACGGAUGACCCUUGGACCGGACGCUAACGGCAAUUACGUGGACGUGUUCGACGAGCCGCGCGAUGUACGAAUGUCAACCUACCUCUUAACAUUCGCCAUCGGUGAAUUCGAUUCCAUAGAAGGAAACUACAAUGAUAUACAGACACGCGUGUUUGGCCACAGAAGUUUUAUCAACGACGCGCAACUGAUUCUUGACGUCACCAAGCUCGGUUUGGAGUUCUUUGAACACUACUUCCAAAUCCCUUAUGUGUUCCCGAAAUUAGACUCAGUUGUCGUACCCAAGAUGGACUUUGGUGGAAUGGAGCACUGGGGUCUCGUGACAUAUAACAGGAAGGCGGCCAUAUUUGAAAAUAUAGAUUCGUAUAGCUUUGUCAACCUGAAUACCCUAGUUGCCCAUGAAGUCGCCCAUCAGUGGUUUGGUAAUCUGGUGUCUCCGUCAUGGUGGGACGAUCUGUGGCUUAACGAAGGUUUUGCAACUUAUAUGAUGUACUUUGCCAUGGACAAAAUGAGUCCGGAUUUACAAAUAGCGGACUUGUUUUUCACGUCCCCCGUACGCGGCAUCCAUGAAGUGAUGACUGUGGACCAGAAGAACAACUCCCAUCCCAUAUACGUGCCAGUUAAGGAACCUCAAGAAAUCGAAGAAAUCUUCGACGUGAUAUCGUACGCUAAGGGCGGUGCGGUGAUCAAGAUGAUGGCAUUCUUCCUUGGAGAAGGCACAUUCCAGAACGGGCUCAAGCGCUACCUGAUCAAGCACAGCUUCAGCACGGCCUCUCACAACGACCUCUGGGUGGCGCUGUCAGAGCAAGCCAAAGAGGACGGGUUACCGAUGACAGACGUCAAAUCUGUGAUGGACACGUGGAUCCUGGAGCCUCACUACCCGGUUGUCAUGGUUACCAUAGCAGACGACAUGAGCAGCGUCUGCUUCGAGCAGAGUGUCUUUGUGGAGACCGCGGGUCAGGAGUCACGUGCUGACGACGUGAUCUGGCAGAUACCGAUUGCCUGCACGUCUGCAACAGAGCUGGACUUCGAGAAGGGACCCGAUGACAUUAUGUGGCUACAGGAGAAACGGCAAUGUUUUGCUAUAGAUAUCCUUGCGCCGGGUGAUUGGUUGCUAUGCAACGUCAAGCAGGAGGGUUUCUACCGGGUGAAUUACAGUCUGGAAAACUGGCGCCGCCUGACGGAUCAGCUGAACUUGGAUCACACGGUUAUUCACUCGAUAAACAGAGCGCAGUUGAUCAAUGAUGCCUGGGAACUCAACAAGAUGGGACAUGUUACCGCGUCCGUAGCGCUAGAGACGUUGGAAUACCUGGAAAAGGAGGCGGAAUAUCUGCCAUGGAAGACGGCUUCUCUCCACCUGGAAUAUUUAGACCAGCUGCUGCAACUCUCCAGACACUACGGGCAGUUCCGGAUUUACAUGAAAAGUAAAUUGGAACGUGUGUAUUGCAAGUCAUCGCAUCGCUCGACUCUUCAACAAAGGAUGCUACAUCGGACAGUCACACGUUGGGCCUGCGAGUUUGAUCUGCCCUCAUGUAUUCAAGACAUGCUCGAUAUUUACACAGCACAUGUCCAGGACGAAAACAUUCAGAUAGAAGCGGAUAUAUUGAACACAGUGUUUUGUGUGGCGGAACGCGAAGGUCAAUAUGUGCCGUUAAGCAAGCGGAAGGAGGCACCAUUUCAAAACGAGGUGGACGCUGAAAUGCUCGCUUCCGGUUGCGUGCGCACCCCUUGGGAAAUAAUGGAGAGCCUGGACUUUCAGUUACAUCAACCUUUCCCCAAUAAGGGUGUCCUUGACCGCUUGACCGCCACUCCGACUGGCCGACUCGUCGCAACUCUUUACAUGCUGGACAGAUGGCCGGACAUCGCUAACAUGUCUACUGCUGAACCAUAUACUACUGUAUUAUUUGUUCAGGAAUUGGUGGAAAAAAUCAGCACGCAAUGGGAGUUACAACAGGUAGAGAACGUGCUGAAUAUCGAUGACGUCGGAAGGGCCAUACUGGUUCAACAGAAGGGUCUAAUAACGGCUCGAAUCAACUACUGGGAAGAGAUACAAGACGAAGUGAUAUCAUGGCUGUACAGACCGAGGGAAUAAUAAUUGUAGACCUUUGUUUUGGAUCAGACAGACACGUAAAACAGGCGUGAUAACUUUUCUACAGCUAGUAUUAACAUACUUAUUUCCAUGCAUUCAACAGACGAAAUAAAAGCACCAAAAUACAACAAAAGACCCGCGCAGUAUUUUCUUUCAAAGAUUUUAUUAAAUUUUAAGUGCUUCUUUAAAGCGAGUGCUUGCCGUUUUGAUUUGUCUCCAAACAGAAACAUGUAACCUUUCAUGCGAAAAUGUCACUUAGUAAAAUUGACAAAGAGCAAUACACGUAAGAUUCAUACAGUUCCUUCCGUUUAAUUUCAAUGAAAAAAUCGUCUAGAUUGAACUCGCACUCUUUAUUGUAAGUUUAGUGUUAGAAGGUUUAUUGUUAACCGUGUAAUAUUUCAUUGAAAUUAAUGUAUAAAGUGCAACUUAAUUUGCACAUUAAUGAAAGAGAUUAAUUAGUAUAUGGACUGGUCAUUCAGAACCGCAUUUGAUACGGGUGAUAUACUUAAUACGAGUCGUUCUUUUCAAAAAGUUUGAUUAAAUAUGUAUUAACUA